AUGUCGAGCGGCAUUCUUACGGCAGAUAUUACCCAAGGGCCUUUUCCAGUUGCUCCAAAUGCGGCUCAGAAUGAGCGAACACGACUUAUAAACGAUGCGUUGUCCAGUGACGCCUGGUCAUCGCAGUGCAUAGAGGAACAACGGUUAGUCACGGUCCAGCAACCACUGCUGUUCCAAGUAUGCAUGAUAGAGAACAUUGGACGCCCAAAGGCAGGUCAAUUGGACGUCUUACGCUCGAGAAUUGAUCCUAGAACGCAGCGAGUGGAUCGUGUCAGUACAUCGACGGACAGGCAUCUCGUCACAGCAGUGGACGUCGAUACAGAUGCACCCGUCGAUCUGCAAUCACAAGGGACUGGCAGAUCGACGUUCAAACUUACUUUGCAAGACAAAACAGGAGCCAUGUACUUCGCAAUCAACAUGUCACCAUUGAAUUUUCUAAAAAACGAUGGCAGUUCAUGCGUGUUGGGCUCGAAAUUGGUGGUUUUACCUGGUACUAUCUUUAGUCGUGGAGUUUUCCUUCUGCGAGAUAGUACCGUAACGUUUAUGGGCGGAAUGAUUCAAACCUGGAACCGUGGCCGCGAUCAAAAGAUGUGUGCUUAUCUGGAGGCACAUUUAGAGGCAAGCGAUCGCGUCGAAACGGGCCCUUCAAGAAAGCGAAAGAACCCGGCCACUUAA
This is a messenger RNA of Lachancea sp. 'fantastica', 675 nucleotides long. Lineage: Eukaryota; Fungi; Ascomycota; Saccharomycetes; Saccharomycetales; Saccharomycetaceae. The record is from the annotation of a GenBank genome assembly.